Molecule: messenger RNA, 2847 nt
Organism: Halichondria panicea
Lineage: Eukaryota; Metazoa; Porifera; Demospongiae; Suberitida; Halichondriidae
Product: ankyrin repeat domain-containing protein 50-like
Exons: 14
Coding region: 64-2214 (716 amino acids)
Biological process (GO): protein phosphorylation; protein localization to ciliary inversin compartment
Cellular component (GO): nucleus; ciliary inversin compartment; cytoplasm
Molecular function (GO): ATP binding; protein binding; protein kinase activity
Source: RefSeq, a predicted model, not a curated record
CAUGCAUUAAGUUUUACAAGAAAUUAAGGCCUUUUAUAGAUCUAUGUAAACUGCUGCAAAAUAAUGGCUACAAGAAGUGACCUUGAUGCUCUGGUGGUCCAGGUGGAAGGAGGAUUGGAUCUAGAGGAGAACAAAGCUGGCUCAGGGGCUUAUGGCUGUGUCUUUAGAGUGACGGUGAAUGGAAGAGACUGCAUUGCUAAAAAACUACACCACAUAUUGCUCCAAGAGCGAUACCUUGGACAGAGGGAGAGGAUUGUAACAAUGUUCCAAAAUGAGUGUCAUAUUCUGAGUGUUUUGGAUCACCCCAACAUUGUCGCUUUUGUUGGAGUCCAUUACGGCCGCGAUAAGAACGACAUCAGUCUAAUAAUGGAAAGGCUUCAUAAUUCUGACUUGGCCAAUUUCGUUGAAACCCAUCGAGACACGAAUAUCGCCACUAGAAUCCAUAUCCUGUAUGAUGUAUCCAAAGGCCUUCACUAUCUCCACUCUCUGACCCCUCCCCUCAUCCAUCGUGACCUCACUGCUCCCAACAUCUUGCUCACUGAGGACCUCACUGCCAAGAUCGGAGACCUGGGUGUCUCCAGAUACGUUGAUCUGGAGAGAUUGACUCAAAUUGUUCUAACAAGCACCCCGGGAAAUGUAGGCUAUAUGCCUCCCGAGUGUCGUGUGGAACGGCCCACCUACACUACCAAACUGGACAUCUUCUCAUUCGGUCAUCUUAUCAUUCACACUGUUAUCGGAGAUUUCCCUAAAGUCAACCACGUACCUCAAAGUAUUCGCAACUAUUUCAAGUCUAUAGGAGGAAAGGAGGAGCUCAUGCGUCGAAGCACUGAUGUCCAUGGUGACAAAAUGGGGCAGAAACACGCUCUUUAUCCUCUUGUUGUUAGCUGCCUCCAUGACCGACCUCAACAGAGACCAUCAGUUGACGAAGUGAUUGUCUCACUCAGAAAGCUGUGUCUACAGCACCCCAGGAUGGAAUUUUUAGAUGCUUGUAAGACGGGUAAUGUGGGUGUGGUUCUGGAGCUACUGGAGUGUGGGGCUGAUCCCAACCAGGCAGACAAGGAUGUUCCUCUUCACUGGGCCAUUAACAAUGGACAUGAUGAGAUAGUGAGGGUCCUCUUAGCAGCCAAGGCUACAGUCAACACUCAGACCAAGUCCGGAGUGACCCCUCUUUGGGAAGCCAGUUUCAAUGGUCACCAGAAACGUAUGGAGCUCCUAAUCGAUGCUGGGGCCAAUGUUGAUGUACCCAGAGAGGAUGGAGCCACUGCGUUGAUUGUAGCUGCUCAGAAUGGUCAUGUGAGGGCAGUGGAAUUGUUGCUUGCAGCAACGACUAAGGUUGACAUUCAAGCAAAGAAUGGAGCCACAGCAUUGUACAUGGCCAGUAAGGAGGGUCACUGUGGAGUUGUUAGAAUGUUGUUGGAGGCCAAGACUGAUGUCAAUAUCGAGACUAAUAACAACCAGACAGCUCUGCAUGCAGCCAGUUACAAUGGACAUGAUGAGAUAGUGAGGGUCCUCUUAGCAGCCAAGGCUACAGUCAACACUCAGGAGAAGUCGGGAGAGACCCCUCUUUUAGUAGCCAGUUUCAGUGGUCACCAGAAAUGUAUGGUGCUCCUAAUCGAUGCUGGGGCCAAUGUUGAUGAACCCAAAGAGGAUGGAGCCACUGCGUUGAUUGUAGCUGCUCAGAAUGGUCAUGUGAAGGCAGUUGAAUUGUUGAUUGCAGCAAAAGCUCAUGUUAACAUUCAAGCAAAGGAUGGAACCACUGUGUUGUACAUGGCCAGUAAGAAUGGUCACUAUGUAGUUGUUAGAAUGUUGUUGGAGGCCAAAGCUGACGUCCAAAUCAAGACUAAUUCGGGAGAGACCCCUCUUUGGACAGCCAGUUUCUAUGGUCACCAGAAAUGUAUGGAGCUCCUAAUCGAUGCUGGGGCCAAUGUUGAUGUACCCAAUGAGGAUGGAGCCACUGCGUUGAUUGUAGCUGCUCAGAAUGGUCAUGUGAGGGCAGUGGAAUUGUUAAUCGCUGCAAAAGCUAAAGUUGACAUUCAAUAUAAGAAUGAUGGAGCCACAGCAUUGUACAUGGCCAGUCAGGAGGGUCACUGUGGAGUUUUUAGAAUGUUGUUAGAGGCCAAGGCUGACGUCCACAUCCAGAAUAAUGACGGACGUACUGCCUAUGAUGUGGCUAGUAGGAAUGGACACACUCAAGUGUGUGAACUACUACACUGACUCUGCACUUUGUUAAGUGUGUUGUCUGUGGUUGCAAUGGCAACUAGCAAUUGAUUUUUAUACAAUCAUCAUUAUAUAUAUUUGAACUCAAGAGUAGUUGACGUUAGUGUAUUGUAUCCAAUGUUCAUACAUAAUUAUUGUACGUAUGAUCAUAGUUAAGUUAUGACUAUGAUAACGCUUUUAUUUCCCACUCAAAAACCGGUUACCCUGUAUAAAUAACUAGAUCUAUAUGUAUACUCCAGCUAGCUAUUAUUUCAGUGCUGCCUUUCCUACAAAUUCUCUUAUAGGUGUUCCUGAUUGAAAAGUGAGACUGAGGUGGUUUCUGUAUUAAAAAUGUUGUUUCAUACUUAAUGAUCUUUACCAAAUACACUUCUCCAGUUCUGCAAUGUAUGAUCUAUACUGUCUAGACACAUUGUCAGCUAUUUCUAUCGAGCUAAAUACUGUAGGCUGGUAAUAUCCCACCCACACACACACCUCCAGGUUCCACAGCUACCUACAAGAGUGUACGGGACUAUUUGACCCCUCCUUCCAUACCCUCGCUCACGACAAUCGACUACUUCGAUUCUGGUCCGGUUUGCGUACGAAAAGUCCUUCAGUGGGGAAAGUGGAGGGGGCGGUCCACAGAGCAACAUG